Molecule: messenger RNA, 600 nt
Organism: Syzygium oleosum
Lineage: Eukaryota; Viridiplantae; Streptophyta; Magnoliopsida; Myrtales; Myrtaceae
Product: glutaredoxin-C1-like
Exons: 1
Coding region: 123-515 (130 amino acids)
Biological process (GO): anther development; negative regulation of DNA-templated transcription
Cellular component (GO): cytoplasm; nucleus
Source: RefSeq, a predicted model, not a curated record
CCCUCUCUCUCUCUCUCUCUGACACUUUCUCUCUCCAGCUCUCGCGAAAACCUCGCUCGCUCACUCGCCACUUGGCUAACUCGACGCCCGCUCCAACGCCCCUUUCGCCGUCGCCGGAGACAAUGCACUACCAGACGGAGUCGUGGGGCUCGUACCUCCCGGCGGCGAGGCCCGUCGGCGUCCUCGCCGGCGACCCGGUGGAGCGCAUAGAGCGGAUGGCGGCGGAGAGCGCGGUGGUGAUCUUCAGCGUGAGCACGUGCUGCAUGUGCCACGCCGUCAAGAGCCUCCUCUGCGGCAUGGGCGUCAACCCCACCGUCCACGAGCUGGACCACGACCCGCGGGGGAAGGAGCUCGAGAAGGCCCUCGCCAGGCUCUCCGGCGCCCCGCCCUCCGCCGCCGUCCCCGUCGUCUUCAUCGGCGGGAAGCUCGUCGGCGCCAUGGACCGCGUCAUGGCCAGCCACAUCAACGGCACCCUGGUCCCCCUCCUUAAGGAGGCCGGCGCGCUCUGGCUCUAGCCCGCCGCUCCCGCCGCCAACUCCGCCGCCGUUAACCACCUCCCCCCUUUUUUUACAGUGGGCUCUGUUCUAACCAGGAGGAAAA